This is a messenger RNA of Colossoma macropomum (tambaqui), 716 nucleotides long. RefSeq names its product lysozyme C-like. The coding region runs from base 91 to 522 and encodes 143 amino acids. NCBI's taxonomy places the organism in Eukaryota, Metazoa, Chordata, Actinopteri, Characiformes, Serrasalmidae. The record is from RefSeq and is a predicted model, not a curated record. Gene Ontology annotation, molecular function: lysozyme activity. The transcript has 4 exons.
UAUAAAUAUGUAUAUCACUGAGAGCUGCAAGACAGAACACACACAACGCUCAGUGACACUUCCAGACAUUCAUCCUCUUCCUGCAGCACAAUGAAGAUUUGGGUGCUCCUUGUUCUGCUGGCGGCGGCGGCCAGUGCCAAGCGGUUUAACCGAUGCGAGCUCGCGAGAACGCUGAAAGCGGCAGGAAUGUCCGGCUUCAGAGGCGUCAGUCUGGCUAACUGGGUUUGUUUAGUCAACGCAGAGUCCAGCUACAACACUCAGACCAUCAACAGAAACUCUGACGGCUCGAGGGACUACGGCAUUUUUCAGAUCAACAAUCGCUGGUGGUGUUCUAAUGGCCAGUUCCCCAGCAAAAACAACUGUCGAAUCUCCUGCAGCCAGCUACUGACUGAUGACAUCUCCGCUGACAUACGCUGUGCCAAGACCAUAGUGACUCGGCAGGGCAUCUCAGCGUGGGUGGGCUGGCGUAGACGUUGUAAGAACCAAGAUCUGAGACGGUACAUCGCAGGUUGUGGAGUUUAAAUGAAGAUCGCUGAAUGACGGACCGCAAGCUGAAAUCAGGGCUUGAAGGAAAAUUUCUGACUGACAUGUGUUUGGGGGUUUGGACAAAGACUGAAGGGAAGGUGGGAUUCACGAAAUGAUGAAAUUAAUGAACUGAAUAUAAAUACAUUUAUUUAAAACCUGAAACAAAUCAACAAUAACAACUAGUGCAAUAA